GUCAGCUUCGUCGAAAAAGUCAUUAAAAAUAGAUUACGCAGUGUUUACAAUACCACAAAGAAAGCGUCUGGAAAAGCGGGACAAUUAACAUACUCGGUGUACCGCGUCGCUGGUCUGAAGGUUGAACUUAUUAACUGUCGACUGUUCCUCAAUUGCCCUCAAACCAUGAUAUGACAACUUGUAUCAUGAUAAUGUGAAACCGCUGAUUUUGUUUGAUGUCUGCCAGUUAAAAAACACAUAGAUAAGGAAAGGAGAACUUAGAUUCCGCUGCAAUUUGGAGCUGCUGAUGUUGACUUACGUGCGCGCAUCAGGGAAACGUGAUUUCAUCCACACCAGAUAUAUGGUAUUGGUACUAAAACAAAUCACUGACUGGUAAAUUUGAGAGGACUUAAUACUCCCAUAAAAACAAUAACCUGUUACAAGAGGGUAACCGUAUGGCUUCAGGAAGUGAGCCUUCUUGUAAGGACCAUCCUACAGAGCUUGCCAAGUUCUUGUGUCAAACCUGUAAUGAUGUAGUCUGUAGAAACUGUGUUGUUAGGGAAGGUCACAGAAACCAUAAGUACAUGUCCAUUCAAAAUGCAAGUGCUAAGGAAAGGGAAGCAAUCCAACAAGGCCUUGAAGACGCAAAGCAGAAAUUAUCUGGUCUUCAAAGAUCAAUUCUCUUGGUGUCAGAAGUGAAGAAGCAAGUAGAGGUGAGGGCUUUGGAGUCAGGAAGGGAGGUUGAUCAUCUUAUUGAUGAAAAUAUAGCAGCCUUGGAACGUAAACGAGCACAGUUGAAAAGAGAUAUUGCUGUGUUGCGUGACGAGAAAGUCCAACAGCUUCUAAAUCAAGAGAAGACAAUGAAUCUUGCUUUUGAGGAAAUCCAUAAUAAGGUAGAAUGCACUAAACAUGCACUGUGUCAAAUGUCUGACUUGGAGUUGCUAACCAGCAGGAGCAAAUUGUCUGGUCUACCUGAUUUCAAAGAGGUUGCUUUGCAAGGGGAGCCAUGUCGCACCAGUAAUUUUGGCAUAGACGUGAAUAAAUCCUUGGUGGUUGACCUCAUCGUUGACAAGAUGGCUUGUGUUAGGGAUGAAGAUAGUCAACAGCAUGAUCAGUAUGUUCUCAGCAUGCUGGGAGGAAAGAAUGGACAGAUGUUUUCUUCCAGAUGUCAUCAGAAUGCCUACUUCAUUGUUUCUGUCAAGGACAGCCAAGGAAGGAACUGCAAAGUUGGAGUAAACCAGGUUAAGGUGAACAUAAAACCACCAGGAGAUGGUGAGUUACAGAGUGCCAUCAUGGGGAGCAAAGCUGAACACCAUACCUUCUCUUACCACCCUAGUGUGAUGGGAACCCACACUAUACACGUGUAUGUGGCCGGGCAUUGCAUCACCAAUGAACCAGUCAAGUGGAAGGUGGAAUCUUCAUUCUACAUUCUCGAUUCAACAUGUGCUACUCUCCCGCCAGAAGUAUAUGACCAGGACAAGGAGUCCUUGACAGGGUAUUGGUUCAAACGAGGUUGCCAUUCCUGGCAAGUGCGAAUUCUUACACCUGACAAGCUCAAAAGAUCUUCUGACCACCAUGUCUUUGAAGUGGGUGUCACCGAUGGUCAUCGUACUUGGCGCUGGAGUAAUGGUAUGAAGUACUACCCAAAUUCCUCAGCAAUUGUCAGCACAAUCAGCAACUGGCAGUGCGGGGAUUUGUUCUUGUUUUACCUUGAUUUGGAUUCGAAGCAACUUGUGAUCUACAAUCAGCGUUCACAUGAGAUGGAUCACUGGGGUGGAAUUCAUUCUCCUAUACGCCCCUACAUCAACCCACAGUCAACUGACUUCUUUGGAUUAAACUGAAUCAAUAAUAAUACAGGAGCAUGCAUUCACGCAUUCAUGUCCCCAGACAUUAACUCAUCUCCCAAAAGAAACCUCAUGCAUUUUAGACAUUAAAAAAGUUGGCAGGAACAUGAUAAUAAGAAUGAUAAUGAAUUAUGGUAUUUGUUUACUGUUAGUAUAAAUUUUAAUUAAUAUCAGAAUUAUAACUAUGUGUUGAGUCAUGUAGUAGCUAUAAAUAUAUAUUGUAUUCAUGUUAGUGUGACACACUCUUACAUAUGCAAGAGUAGACCACUCACCCCAGAUGACACAACUUUUCCAUUUCUGUUUCCUGAUUCCCAUCCCGCACUUGGAUGGGAAGCUAGUCCAUAACAGUUCAUGUACCCCAGUGUUUCAUGUCAUGAGUUGGUUCUGACAAUUUGUUGGUUCUGCUUUUUAAUUUCAGAUGGAAAGAGUCACUGUCAGAAUAAGGUGUCUGGCUCAAGAAAACAAUGACUCUGAUCAGGGGCCAACUUUUCAAAAGCAUUCCUUACAAGUCCUUAAAAGUUGUAUCUUGGUUGCCAAUAUGGCAUUCUUGAUAGUUUUAAAAUUCAAACCUUGAAAAUAUCAGGAAAAGUUACAGAAUACACUGAUUUUUGUGAUAAGAACCGCAUUACUAUUUCUUAGAUUUUGUGUGGCUUUUUUCCUGUAAAUUUACUGCAAGACUCAGUUGUAAACCCUUUCAUCUUGUGUACAAGGUGCUAAUCAUUGGCCUGGCCUGUUUUUCUCAAAUCAUUAUAAUAUCAGUAAUGUAAUAAAUUUCUGUCAGCAACAUCAAUGGCAUGUAGUGUCAAAUAAGCCUUGAAUGAUUCUUAUUUAUCUUUAGUUAGUGCAGUAAUGAAUAGAGUGCCUACAUGUCAAACAUGAAGCAGUACACCAUUUUAAGAUCUAUUUUGUGUUCACCAGUUAGCAAGAAACUUCCAUUAGGCUGCCUUUUUGAGAUAUUUACAUAGUUAGGAGUUAAUUUUUUAAGCUCAAUAUUUUUUAAGUCCUCUUAACUUAAUGUUUAAAUCUCACUUAGGGAAAUCUUGUGUGGAAACCACACUUAAUGGCUAUUAAAGGACUGUAAGUAUUCAUUUCUAUAUUAUAUCCAAGUUUCAUGAGUGAAUUCAUGUAAAAAAGAAAGCUGUAAGAGUCUGCAGGUAUCUUAAAGAGUGUCCAUUUGAUGCAAAAAGUAAGGCAAGUGUGAAAGGGUGAUGGUAAGGUGUUACAGAAUAUAGCCAUUAAAAAGAGAUG
Molecule: messenger RNA, 3071 nt
Organism: Pocillopora verrucosa
Lineage: Eukaryota; Metazoa; Cnidaria; Anthozoa; Scleractinia; Pocilloporidae
Product: E3 ubiquitin-protein ligase TRIM45
Molecular function (GO): zinc ion binding
Source: RefSeq, a predicted model, not a curated record